Alternaria rosae is the source of this 1237-nucleotide messenger RNA. RefSeq lists its product as uncharacterized. Lineage: Eukaryota; Fungi; Ascomycota; Dothideomycetes; Pleosporales; Pleosporaceae. The transcript is spliced from 2 exons. The record is from RefSeq and is a predicted model, not a curated record. Bases 317 to 1198 code for a protein of 293 amino acids.
ACCCGCGAUGACUGCAUCCACAGGGGAAGGCUUGAUUCCCGCAGUGGACUACCGUUUUGGUAGCUGGCGCAGCGGACAUGCGCCAGCUUAGUCUCCGGGGUCCAUCUGGAACCAUUAUUUAGCUGCCUCAUCACACGCCCUUGAGUAGUUGCUCAAGUGAUAUACUACCCUCUCGCCCGUUGGGUAAUAGACUCGCUUUCGCUACUGUCACUCCUCGUUCUUCUCACGCUGCUCCAUACUGCAGUCAACCAUACCUUCACCAUACGUACAUUCACUCAAACAGUCUACAGGAACCCCCUCACAGUGCUCUACUACCAUGCCGCCAUCAAGACCAAAGCCGUCAGAGAUAGCAGCCGAAGCAAAACGCGUAUGGAUGCCGCAUAUCUGGAAACAUUACAUUCGAGACUCGAAAACCUCAUACCUGUACCCAGACUCUUCGCAAAUAAGGAUCAACGUGGACAAGCGAUCGUCACAACGCACGAGAGUAGCAGUCAUGGAAGGCGACCCCGUGAACUACGCUUUGGGCUGGUACCAAAGUGCUGUCAACGCAGACCCAGAGUGCAAGCGGAUACCAGUAAUCAACGUAGCAAACGAGAAGCGCGCUGGAGGUGAUUGGGAAUCUGGGCUCAUGGCACCAGAGGAAUGCUUCGCGCGGAGAAGCAACCUCGUGCAUGCCCUCACAAUGCCCUGGAACGCGCAAUUGGGCCGAGAAGAAAACUAUUACCCAAUACCACAGACAGGCGGCAUCUACUCCCCUGAAGUCUUUGUUUUCCGAGCAGGCCCAGAUCAAGACUAUGCAACUUUCACAGACAUAGCGUCUUUACCUGUGAUAUCCGUUGCACCCGUGCGACGUCCCAAGCUUGACGAAAGCGGCUGCAAAUAUUCGUUUGCACAAGAGAAGGAGCUCAUGAAGGAGAAAAUGCGGGCAGUACUGCGAAUUGCAUCCUAUUGCGGGCACAGGAACUUGGUAUUGGGCGCUUUUGGACUAGGGCCUAUAUUUCGCAACCCGGCACAGGAGGUAGCCCGAAUGUGGAGGAAACUACUCUUCGAAGAGGAGGAGUUCCAUGGCGCAUUCCAGGAUGUCGUGUUUGCUAUCGACAGUAGUAUGGUUGGGUCGCCGAGCAAAGGGUGCGCGUCCGAUGUGGAGAUUUUUAGGCGCGAGUUCGACCCUGCGACUAUUUGGCCGACAAAGUGGUGACCAAUCUCCACUACGACGACAUGGAGGAUGCAAGGAAAA